Molecule: messenger RNA, 333 nt
Organism: Alternaria ethzedia
Lineage: Eukaryota; Fungi; Ascomycota; Dothideomycetes; Pleosporales; Pleosporaceae
Exons: 3
Coding region: 1-333 (110 amino acids)
Source: RefSeq, a predicted model, not a curated record
AUGGCAACCGAAAUGCUCGAACAUCAGCCUGUUCAGGCUGUGGAGGCACAGGAUCAAAAUUUGGACUCUACACCCGAAAACCCAACUCCUCUGACCAAGUCCGGGGUUGCACCCAUCACAAACGCGGAUCUAGCGGAUGCGCGCUUCAACAAGGGCGACAGGGUGCGCAAGAGGGCAUCAGCACCCGGUGGUGCUCAAACCAGAUCUGCCUAUACGAUCUACGCGCGCAGAAGCAGCCCUCAUGGCUGGAUCGAGUAUCAGCUUGAGGACUUUUACACACAAAAGGUCGAUGGCAGCUGGACACGCGAAAGGGACCUCAGGGCCGGCGCCUGA